UUGAGGCGUCUCAGAUCUGAACUGAAGUCAAUCCAUCAUAUCAACACCAGCGAAAAGUGUCUGCAGUUUGAUCGGCCUGCAAUCUAAUCAGUGGAGCACAGGGACCUUUAUAUCAUAGACCCGUCAAAGCAAGUUACAGGCUGUAAGGACGUCAUUGUAGGAAGGUCCACCUCGCUGUGUUUCUGGAGCGGAGCACCACACGAUGCCUAACCUCACGGCCAAGAUCGCCGAGGCCCGCCUGGCGGUGGAGCAGCUGAAGCUGGAGGUCCACAUCGACCGCAUGCAGGUUUCCAAAGCAGCUGCGGAACUUCUAGCCUACUGUGAGGAACAUGCCAAGGAGGACCCUCUAGUCACCCCUGCUGCCAACUCCACCAACCCCUUUCGAGACAAGGGUAUGUGUGCCAUCCUUUAAGGGUGACUGCAAUGCCCAGCUCCCUCUGUCCCCACAACCCCACAUGCCACGGUUGGGAUUGUGAAGAGUAAGGUUGGACAACUGAUGGAAGAUUAGUGCACACAAAUAAAAACUUGGACUCAG
Messenger RNA from Leucoraja erinaceus (little skate), 535 nucleotides. RefSeq names its product guanine nucleotide-binding protein G(I)/G(S)/G(O) subunit gamma-8-like. The record is from RefSeq and is a predicted model, not a curated record. Gene Ontology annotation, biological process: G protein-coupled receptor signaling pathway. Gene Ontology annotation, cellular component: heterotrimeric G-protein complex. The coding region runs from base 203 to 412 and encodes 69 amino acids. Gene Ontology annotation, molecular function: G-protein beta-subunit binding. The transcript is spliced from 3 exons. NCBI's taxonomy places the organism in Eukaryota, Metazoa, Chordata, Chondrichthyes, Rajiformes, Rajidae.